CGCUUCGAGUGGACAAGAGAUUUUUUCACUCUUCGGCAAGUGUAGGUGGGAAAUCAAGCAGCGCAAAUGGCGGUCAACAAGCGCCUGGUAAUUAUCGGUAUCGUGGUGCUUUGCGCCGUGGUGGGCGCCAUCGUGGGCGUUCUCGUAGCCACCAAGUCGGACUCGUCUUCAACGUCUUCUGAGGAAUCUGGCAACUCAAGCGAUUCGACCUCCAGCGGCGGUGGCACCAGCUCGUCCACCAGCAAGAAAUCGUCCAAUUCAUCAACGGGCAGCAGUUCCGUCACAGCCACUGUGACCUCCGACCCGACCUCAGUGACAUACUCGCUUGCGGCUUUUGCCAUCGGAGAUUGGGGAACUACCGUGAACAAGGACUCGUGCUGCACGCGUUCUGAAACAUACAACAACUACGAUGUUGUCGCCGAAGAUGUCGUGUCCAGCCUCAUGAACACGCAGGCAGGUGCAGCUGAUGUCAAGCCUAAGGCCAUUCUCAGCCACGGUGACAAUUUCUACUGGACAGGCAUCAACAGCGAAGAUGGACGUGACUCCCGUUUCACGACCACCUUUGAAGGCAAAUUCGACGGUGACAACUUGGCUGGAAUUCCCUUCAUCAACGUGCUGGGUAACCACGACUACGGUGGUGCCAGUUACAUUUGCUCCGAUGGCGACAACAACGCCCAAUGCAGCACCACGGACGAACUUAUCACAGCUCUGGAGAACAAAUUCAAGUGGCAACAGGAGUACACGAGUCCCAAUGACGACCGCUGGGUGCUCAAAGACCACUUCUACGUCUACACUAUCGAGGACUCCGACUCAGGCGUCAGUAUCGACAUCUUCAACGUGGACUCCGGUGAUGCCGACGUCCACGCUGCUCAGCAAGUGUGUUGCCAGUGCUACGGAUACUCGGAAGGUGACGACGACUCGUGCAACAGCGUCGCUCGUGGUGACGAUUUCUGCGCUGGCGGAGACACGGACAUGUAUGACACGUGCUUUGCCAAGUUCACAGAGUGGAGUGAUGAUUCGCGCAAGCAAUUGGCUGAAAAGGUGCAAACUUCCAAUGCCACAUGGAAAAUCGUCAACAGCCACUACAGUCCCAGUGUGCACUACGCCGAAACUGGUAUGAAGGAGUGGUUUGACAUCUUGGAAGGCUCUGGCAUCCACGCGUGGGUGUACGGCCACACUCACGGUGAGAAACACGACUACUCGGAGUCUCUCGGUGUGCACUUCGUCGAGAACGGUGCUGGUGGUGGUAUCCAGAAGGAAUCAGCCAGUGGACUCACCACGUAUGCGGCUGAGUAUGUCAGCAACGUUUGGACGUACACAGGUGACGAGUACGGCUUCUUCUCGUUGACGGCAUCGGAGGACUGGUUGAAGCUGCAAUACCACACAGCCGAUGACUCGUGGACAUUCGGCUCGAGCAUGAGUGCCACAACUGCUGGUGGUGUGGAGACCAAGCACUGCUGGUACAUCCCAGCGGACGGUACGAAGGGCGAGGAGUGCUCGUCGUAAGCAUUUAACCCGUUUGUUAUGAUGGAGGCGUGCCCGCCUUAUGAGUGAGUACUAAGACCUUUUAAUUCCUCGUAGAAAGGAAACACUUGUAGUUGUAGGUCAGUGAACAGGAAGAGGCACAUUCCCGACAAUCGUAUCAUUUUCAUUUUCAUU
Messenger RNA from Phytophthora nicotianae INRA-310, 1659 nucleotides. RefSeq lists its product as hypothetical. The transcript is spliced from 2 exons. The record is from RefSeq and is a predicted model, not a curated record. NCBI's taxonomy places the organism in Eukaryota, Oomycota, Peronosporomycetes, Peronosporales, Peronosporaceae. The coding region runs from base 67 to 1506 and encodes 479 amino acids. Gene Ontology annotation, molecular function: ferric iron binding; ferrous iron binding; acid phosphatase activity.